Phlebotomus argentipes is the source of this 3993-nucleotide messenger RNA. It is a transcript of the gene Sec24CD, whose product is annotated as protein transport protein Sec24C. Bases 286 to 3579 code for a protein of 1097 amino acids. Gene Ontology annotation, cellular component: COPII vesicle coat; endoplasmic reticulum exit site. The record is from RefSeq and is a predicted model, not a curated record. Gene Ontology annotation, molecular function: SNARE binding; zinc ion binding. The transcript is spliced from 6 exons. Gene Ontology annotation, biological process: intracellular protein transport; COPII-coated vesicle cargo loading; endoplasmic reticulum to Golgi vesicle-mediated transport. NCBI's taxonomy places the organism in Eukaryota, Metazoa, Arthropoda, Insecta, Diptera, Psychodidae.
AGUGAACGUGGCCAUUCGUCAAGUUGCUUCGUAAAAGGUCUGACGUGGAAUUAGGUAAAAAUUACGGAAAAUCAGUGAAAAUUCACCCGAAAACCACAUUGAAUAGUGUGUGAAAUGCUUUAAGCAUUGCCCUAAAAAGAAAUCUAAUCGGGGAAUUGAAAAAAGUUGGAGAAACGCAUGUGAAAAGCGUGAGAAGAGUGUCGCCGUGGAAGUGAAAGUAUUUGUGUUCCCGAAGCGCCCCUUUUCCACCUUUGUAGACUGACUACUUCUGGAAGAACUUAAGGGAUGAACCCACAACAAAUUAUGAGGGGCCCUCCGCCUCCAAUGCCACAGCCAGGAUGGCCCGGUGCGCCGCCGUCGCAGCCCCAGAAUCCAGGGAUGUAUAAUGGGAACAGUCAAUUGAAUCAAUUGCCUGCUCAAAUGUCGGGCAUGAAUUUGGGCCCACCGCCUACUGGUCAGAUGCCGAUGGCACCUCAAGGACCGCCUCCAACUCAGUUUGCCCCUCCGCCAGCAUUUCCCAAAAUGGGACAGCCUCCGACCACACAGCAACCCCAGCAAUCCUUCCAGAAUGGCCCUCCAGUGAGCCACUUGAACGCUGUGAACAACAAUGUGAGUCAGGCGAACGGAUUCACAGCGCCUCCAACGAUGGGCCAGCCACAGAUGCCGCCAGGCCCUUAUGGCCCACCUCCAGGGGUGCCGGGGCAAGUGCAACAGACGGCAAGACCUCCCAGUCAAGCUCCUACCGGCCAAAUGCCACCACAUCAGAGCGUUUCUGGACAAUUACCUCCAAAUCCAGCUCUGAAUCUGGUUCCUCCUAGCCAGAUGCCUUUGAGUCAGGGACCACCUGGACCGCCUGGUCAGAUGCCGCCUUUGAAUCAGGGACCACCUGGACCGCCUGGUCAGAUGCCUCUGAAUCAAGGUCCGCCUGGUCAGAUGCCUUUGAAUCAAGGUCCUCCUGGUCCGAUGCCUUUGAAUCAAGGUCCGCCUGGUCAAAUGCCUCUGAAUCAAGGUCCACCUGGUCAGAUACCUUUGAAUCAAGGGCUUCCUGGAGUGAUGGCUUCCAAUCAAAUGCCUCCUGUACCGAAUCAGGGCCCUCAUAUGCCACCACAACAGUUUCCCGGCCAUCAGUCAUCAUUCCAGGGCGCACAGCAAUAUCCUCAGCCGCCUCAGGCUGGGCAGCGCUUUCCUCCAGGCCAGGGAGGCUACCCAGGAGCACCUCAGAUGCCCCAAAUGCCUCAGGUACCGCAGCAGCGGCGCCUAGACCCAGAUCAGAUGCCCAAUCCCAUCCAAGUAAUGGCAGAAAACCAGCGCUCGUGCCAAGGACCUUUUGUGACAAAUCAACCAGGCCUUGUGCCACCACUCGUGACCACCAAGUUCAUCACUCAUGAUCAGGGCAACUCUGGACCACGUUUUGUGCGAUCCACUAUGUACAGUGUGCCGGCAACGACAGACAUGAUCAAGCAAACGGCAGUGCCAUUCGCUCUGAUCGUGUCGCCGUUCGCGAAGACACUGGAGGGAGAGCUAACGCCACCAAUUGUGGACUUGGGCGAGCUUGGGCCCAUCAGAUGCAUCCGCUGCAAAGCCUACAUGUGUCCCAAUAUGCAGUUUAUUGAUGGAGGAAGGCGAUUCCAGUGCCUGCUCUGCAAGGCGACAACAGAAGUGCCGCCAGAGUACUUCCAACAUCUCGAUCACACAGGGCAGCGCAUGGAUAAGUACGAAAGACCGGAACUGGUGCUCGGAACUUAUGAGUUUGUAGCUACAAAGGACUACUGCCGGAAUAACACACCGCCGAAGCCACCGGCGAUGAUUUUCCUCAUUGAUGUGUCGUACAACAAUGUAAAGUCUGGACUGGUGAAUCUAUUGUGUGGAGAGAUGAAGAAUAUUGUGAAGAAUUUGGCCAAGGAUCAAGGUCACGAUCGCAGUUAUAUGAAAGUGGGAUUCAUUACGUAUAACAACACUGUGCACUUCUAUAACUGCAAAGCCUCUCUGGCUCAGCCACAGAUGAUGAUUGUGGGAGAUGUUCAGGAAAUGUUCAUGCCACUCUUGGAUGGUUUCUUGUGUGAUGUGGAAGAAUCUUCAGCGGUGAUUGAUGCUUUGAUGGAACAAAUUCCGGCAAUGUUCGGUGAUACUAGAGAGACAGAAACCAUUCUUCUGCCAGCCAUUCAGGCUGGAAUGGAGGCUCUAAGAGCGUCUGAAUGUGCUGGGAAGCUUCUGGUUUUCCAUUCCUCUCUGCCAACUGCCGAAGCACCGGGAAAACUGAAGAACAGGGAUGCCAGGAACCUUCUAGCCACAGAAAAGGAGAAGACUGUUCUCACGCCGCAGUGCACGACGUACAACAAUCUAGGUCAGGAGUGCGUGCAAAUUGGCUGCUCCGUGGAUUUGUUUGUCUUUAACAAUUCCUACAUCGAUCUGGCAACUGUCGGCCAAGUGGCGAGACUCACGGGCGGACAAGUGUACAAGUAUACUUACUUCCAGGCCGAUCUGGAUGGCCAUAGGCUGAUCGAGGACGUGGUGAAGAACAUUUCACGUCCGAUUGCUUUUGACACCGUGAUGCGCGUGAGAAGUUCAACGGGAAUUCGGCCGACGGACUUUUAUGGGCACUUUUUCAUGUCCAACACAACUGACAUGGAGAUCGCCAGCAUUGACACCGAUAAGUCUGUGGCCAUUGAGAUUAAGCAUGACGAUAAGUUGCCUCCUGAAGAGAAUGUGUACAUCCAAGUGGCUUUACUCUACACAUCUUGCAGCGGACAGAGACGUCUUCGUGUGAUGAAUCUGUGCCUGAAGACGUGCACUCAGAUCGCUGAUCUCUAUCGCAGUUGUGAUCUUGACGCCACAAUCCUCUACUUUGCAAAGCAAGGCAUGGCGAAACUGCUGGAAAACACACCGAAACUUGUGAAGGAUAAUUUGAUCAAUCGCUGUGCGCAGAUUUUAGCAUGUUAUCGCAAGAACUGCGCUUCUCCCGCGUCAGCGGGGCAACUCAUUCUGCCGGAGAGUAUGAAAUUGCUGCCACUGUACACAUCAUGCCUGUUGAAGAACGACGCCUUCUCCGGAGGAUCGGAUAUGACAGUGGAUGAUCGGUCAUACGUGAUGCAAAUGGUCUCGGCUAUGGAUUUGCCCACUUCUGUGGCGUAUUUCUAUCCGCGGCUUAUUCCGCUGCAUGAUGUGGAUCCCAAUGGUGAUGAUUUGCCCGAAUCCAUGCGAUGCACAGCUGAGAAGAUGAUGGAAGAUGGAGCUUAUAUUCUAGAGAAUGGAGUUUACAUGUUCAUGUGGCUGGGAAUGGGCUUAUCUCCUGAGUUCACGCAGGGCGUCUUUGGAGUGCCGUCAACACAACAGAUUGACGCUGAACGUUCGUAUCUACCAACACUGGACACGCCGCUGUCGCAGCGUGUGCGGAAAAUCGUAGAAAUGAUCCAGGAGCAGAAGACACGCAAUAUGAGACUCACUAUUAUACGCCAGCGGGAUAAAUUGGAGAGCGUGAUGAGACACUUUCUGGUGGAGGAUCGCGGCACCGAUGGCACCGCGAGCUAUGUGGACUUCCUGUGUCACUUGCACAAGGAGAUUCGCACACUCCUGAGCUAGCCGAUGAUCGUGAAGGAAUUCACAUAUUUUCCGAAUGAACUGGUAAAGAGGCGCGAAUGCGAGGAGCCGCGGAGUUUUUCACAGAAUCGAACGAGACAAAUGCGCUACAGGCGCGCCCUCUUUGGUGGCAGAUGGUGAAUUAUAGAAUCUACUACAAAUCUAUUGAAUAGGCAAUUUGCAGAUGAACAGGAUAAAUCCAUAAAUAAAGUACUACUAAUAUUUACCAAUAUAUAGAUGAAGUAAUAAAAUAGUAUUGAUAAACUGUAUAAUACAUAUAAUGGCAAACAAGAGAUGUUAGAUGGCAAUUCAUUUCCUUUUCAGUGGGAAUUACAGUCUCAAAUGAGAUCAAUGAAUGAAUAUAGAGCAGAUUUUUAUUUAAGAUUAUAUAUUUUUGUUGUAACUGUUCUUUUGUCA